AUGCUUCGUGCUAGACAUAUUGCUCUCCGCACUCGUCUCCCCUCUGCCACUCGCGUCUCCAUCCGAUCUAUCAUGUCUUUUUCGUCGCCGAAUGAAGUUGUGAUCGUCUCGGCCGCUCGUACACCUGUCGGUUCAUUCCAGGGUGCACUAAAAUCGUUGACUGCACCACAGCUUGGUGCUGUGGCCGUGAAAGCCGCGCUCGAACGCGCACAGGUCAAGCCAGAACUUGUCGAUGAAGUCUACUUUGGCAAUGUCAUCUCUGCAGGUGUCGGCCAGAGUCCUGCCCGUCAAGUCGUCCUUGGAGCUGGCCUUCCCGAGCGCACUGACGCGACAACUAUUAAUAAAGUCUGCGCGUCAGGUCUCAAGGCCAUCACCAUUGCUGCUCAGAACGUUCAACUUGGACACGCAAACAUAGUCGUUGCCGGUGGAAUGGAGUCCAUGAGCAAUACCCCGUACUACCACCCUCGCGUCAAUCCUCCUUUCGGUCAUGUCCAGGCCAAAGAUUCACUCUUGGUUGACGGUCUUUGGGACGCAUACAACGAUGUUCACAUGGGUAACUGCGCUGAGAACACUGCGAAGAAGCACGGUAUCUCUCGUGAAGAUCAAGACGCCCAUGCGAUCGAGUCCUACAAGCGCGCCGCUAAGGCUUGGGAAUCUGGCGCGUUCCAGGCCGAGAUCGCUCCCGUCACUGUUACUGACCGAAAGGGUACCACUGUUAUUAAGGAGGACGAGGAGUACAAGAACGUCAAGUUUGACAAGAUUCCUACUCUCAAGCCUGUCUUCCAAAAAGAGAACGGAACUGUGACCGCCGCCAAUGCUUCCAACUUGAACGACGGUGCCAGCGCCGUCGUCCUCACAUCUGCCGCCAAGGCCGCUGAGUUGGGCCUCAAGCCUUUGGCGCGCAUUGUCUCCUUUGCCGAUGCAGCAAUUGCCCCCAUCGAUUUCCCAAUCGCACCCACGGUCGCUCUCCCUAUCGCACUUGAGCGCGCUGGGCUCAAGGCUGAGGACAUCGCCCAAUUUGAAUUGAACGAGGCGUUCAGCGUUGUUGUUCGCGCUGCGGAGAAGAUAAUGAACAUCGACCCCGCAAAGAUUAACCCUCUUGGAGGAGCGGUCGCGCUUGGCCAUGCUAUUGGCAACAGCGGAUGCCGAAUUGUUGUUACGCUGGCUCACUCUUUGAAGCCCGGCGAGUACGGUGCUGCAGGCAUUUGCAACGGAGGUGGAGCGGCAUCCGCCAUUGUUAUCCAAAAGCUCUAG
Molecule: messenger RNA, 1254 nt
Organism: Rhizoctonia solani
Lineage: Eukaryota; Fungi; Basidiomycota; Agaricomycetes; Cantharellales; Ceratobasidiaceae
Product: 3-ketoacyl-CoA-thiolase, peroxisomal protein
Exons: 6
Coding region: 1-1254 (417 amino acids)
Biological process (GO): fatty acid beta-oxidation
Molecular function (GO): acetyl-CoA C-acetyltransferase activity
Source: RefSeq, a predicted model, not a curated record